AAAUAUCAAUAUAUAGGUCAGAAACAUUGGCUCUGAUCUGUGAUACACUUCCAUGGAAACUGAUUCCAUGCUGGACAACCUCUAAUUUGGCAUAGUUCAAAUAUAAAGGUUUUAAGAGAGACAUUUUUUAACAUAUUUUUAUUCCAGUAGAGUGAUACACCUAUGCUGUUUAAGUGAUGGACGAAUCAAGAAACACGACAGUUGCCAAAGAAGUUUUGAUCUCACGGGAGUUACUAUUAGCAAGGGACAUAAAUCAAUACUAUUUAUUUGCGGUGCUUGCUAUGGGACUGCCUGGAAAUCUAUUGAUCGUUGUGACCUGCCAGUCCAUCCAGCCCCUCAGCCUGUCCUCGCUCCUGGUGUCCGUUGUGGCCAUGUUCGACACGCUGGCCAUCGUAGUCAAGCUCACAGACAACCAGCUGCUUCUCCACCGCGUCAACCUGGACGCCUUCCUGUGCAAGACUAUCGCGGUGUUCAGCAAGUUCUUCUCCACCAUCGCAGUGUGGAUGCUGGUGAUGCUGUGUGUCCAGCAGUGUCUCGCCGUGUACCUCCCCACCAAGAAGAGCUACUUUCUCUCCAAGAGCCGGAGCUGCAUCCUUAUGACUGUCAUCUCCUUCGCCAUCUUCGCCGCGCUCCUGGUACUGUACUUUGUGGACACCUACUCCCGUUUCAACGUGAUCCACACAUGCGCGGACGAGAACUCCAUGACCUACGAGUCUCUGUUGGUCAUCGAGAGCCUGCACGUGAUCAUACCUCAUAUGGUCAUCACCGUUCUCGUCUUCUUCCUCCACUGCGGCUUGGGUCACUUCAGCAGAAACUACUGCUCCAUAUUCAUGCAGCAAGAGAAGGACGCCGCCUCUGCUUCCAACGAAGUUCACACUGACGUCGAAAACCGAGUUCUGAAGAACAGGGACGAUGAGAUAACUCUUGUCAACUUAACAAGGGCAGCAGCUUCCAUGUUCCUGAUUCUCUCCCUUGGUACGUGCGGCUACGUGAUCCUGACAAUCCUAGACCACUUUGAGGUGAUGACUCUGCAGCGCAAUCCUAAGUGGUAUUUGUUCGCUCAGGUCUCAAACCUCAUGCUAGACUCUACAUUCUGUCUCAAGUUUCUGUUGUACUUCCUCAUUUCAGGGACUUUCAGAAAAUAUUUUGUCAGUAGAUUUUUAUGUCAUGGAUAAAGAACAGCUACGCCAUUUUUAUAUUCACAUUUUUUAUACUCUUUGAUAUUUGUACAAGUUUUAUAAAAUGUACAACUUUCUUGAGUGUUAAAAGCAUGAGCUGUGAUUACUCACAUCAUACGUCGGGCACAUUUUAAACAGACAUUUUAAACAAACAUAUUUAAAACCUUUUUUUACGAAAUCGAGUUUAAGAUCUUUUUUUCAACAUUUCGAUAGCAGGGCGUUGUGGAUGAGUCGUAAGAUUCAUGGCUUCUUGAUUGGGCGAGGGAGGGGGCCUCGGUUCGAAUCUCGCUGAAGACUGGGCUUUGAAUUUCGGAAUUUUAGGACGCCCCUAAGGGGUACAUGACAUUAGUCGCGUAAAAGUAAAGACGACUGGUCGUUGUGCUGGCCACAUGACACCCUCUUUAACCGUAGAUCCUGGAAAUAUGACCUUUACAUCAUCUGUCCUAUAACUCGCAAGGUUUGAAAAGUGUUCUUUACUUUUACUAUACAAUAUUAUUAAUGGUUGCACAAUGCAAGGAAUGAUAAACAUUUCAGUAAAACAUCUAUACAAAAGCUACUUCUGAAUAGUCACCAGAAAGAACGCAUGCUAUGUUUCCACCUCAACGGGCACUCGAGUGGAAACCAUCGUGUGAGGAAAUUAUUAGACUAAACAAGAUUCCUGUGUCCGAGAGCAUUCCCAUUGCACAGUGCGGAGUUUAAGAGAGCUUCCUCGACCAUGUCAAAAUGCAGUCUUUGUUCUUCAAGAGACUGUUUCAUUAAUGGCGAAGACUGCUCGGUUAGCUUGGUAAACUAUGGGAAAAUGGCGGUGUGCUCGGCCUUUGUCCACGUAUCUUAGUCCGUACGUUUGGAGUGUCCAACCCAUUGGCAAUAGCUGUGCUAAAUAUGGACAUUAGCUUAGACCUCUCUUAGACAGAGCGCUUUGUUCAAUCAAACUUACAAGUCGAGAGUUUCAAGAAUUUCGACUCAACUCUUUUGACCGUAAAUCGAUUGUUCUUCCAGGCUACAUUUUGGGUGAUCAUGUCACAAACCUGACUUCAUUUAUUUAGUGAAAAUCUAGUUUGGGAAGAAUGUAUUUCUUAGAAAUGUUCACCAUAAAUAUGUACACAGUUACCCUCGCACUAAUCUGGUUAACAUUCUUUAAGCCAUAAAAAUAACAAGUGACAAAGAGAGAGAAGAGAUAUGGUGAACUGUGGAAGCGAUGUAAGGAAACCUAAAGAAAAAUAAAAGGAAAUGAAAACAAGAAAAUCGUGAGAGGAUUGGAUAGAAAUAAACAAAAUAAACAAUUGAAAGGGAGCUGUUUCCAAAUUACUAAACAUUCUUUGUGCUACACACGCGUUUAGAAAUUGGGUUUUAACUCUUUCUCUUCUUAUUGACGAUACCAACGUUGAUUCCACCAGAAUGUGGUAAAAAAUUACGGAGAGAAAGAGUUAAAGUACUAAAAAUGUGCAAAAAAAAUUACGUAGAGCAUCAACACUUCUAUCGUCUGUCCACCGGAGACAUGAAAAACUAGUGAGUUAUCUACCCUAGGAUCCUGUAGGUUUGAAAACCUUUGUUUCCCAGUGUUGAGUUACUACUCUAUCUAAUGGGGUGAAAGGAAGGGCUGUUUCUGAGACACCUGAGUUUAGGUGACUGUUUUGUGAAUGUAUGUCUUCACAGUGUUGAGUUACUACUCUAUCUAAUGGGGUGAAUGGAAGGGCUGUUUCUGAGACACCUGAGUUGAUGUGACUGUUUUGUGAAUGUAUGUCUUCACAGUGUAAUCAUGUCAGUUACUCACUGUCUUGUGAUAGGCAUCAAGAAUCUGCGCCCUCUGGAUUGUACAAUGGAAAUUUAUUUAUGGUGACGCGAAUAAACAAAACUAUCUCAAACUACUCCAUAGUAUUGAUAAGUUGACCCACCGGCCAACUGACCAUGUAUUUCAUCUCGCUCAUUAAAUCUCAACUCCUACAGUUUUAAAUGUUAAAUGAUUCUUGACCAAUAUAAUGAUUUUUUAUGAAUAUUUCUUUUGUAUUCAAACUGUAAAUAUAUGAUUCUUUACCCAUUUUCUGGCAUUAAAAAUAUGUCACAUUUUUUUAUUAACAAAUAAACAAGUUUAAAGUACA
Molecule: messenger RNA, 3277 nt
Organism: Biomphalaria glabrata
Lineage: Eukaryota; Metazoa; Mollusca; Gastropoda; Planorbidae
Exons: 3
Coding region: 177-1175 (332 amino acids)
Biological process (GO): neuropeptide signaling pathway
Cellular component (GO): membrane
Molecular function (GO): G protein-coupled peptide receptor activity
Source: RefSeq, a predicted model, not a curated record